Molecule: messenger RNA, 2495 nt
Organism: Colletotrichum navitas
Lineage: Eukaryota; Fungi; Ascomycota; Sordariomycetes; Glomerellales; Glomerellaceae
Product: import receptor
Exons: 3
Coding region: 244-2118 (624 amino acids)
Biological process (GO): protein import into mitochondrial matrix; protein insertion into mitochondrial inner membrane
Cellular component (GO): mitochondrial outer membrane
Molecular function (GO): protein-transporting ATPase activity; protein binding
Source: RefSeq, a predicted model, not a curated record
CUCCUCACGAGCUUCCCCGUCGCGCAAUAAUUUUUCGUCUGCGGCUACCGCUCGGAAGCUCCUGGCCCAGCGCAUCCGCAACAGCAACACCGCCUACCAACUUGCAGCUCUUGCAACCCUCUACAUCAUCGACCAAGCUGGUCUGUCCAUUAAUUCCCUUCCUUUCAAUCCCGCGACUUUUCUUUCAGCAAUCCUCUUGAUACCUUGCUUCUCUUUGACCAAUUGCUUCGGCCAAUUGCUAAAAUGUCGAAUCCUCUGCCGUCCGUGCCUCCCAUGGCCAGUCCUCCGACUGUCAUUCCCGUUGAUUCGUCUUCUGGCCUUUGGGAUCGCAUCACCACCUGGGCCGCGGACAACAAGGCCGUUGUUUACACUGCCGCCGGUGUCGCCGUCGUCGCUACUGGCGCCGGUGUCAUCUACUUCCUCAACAGCGACUCCAAGAAGGACUCGACACCAAAGCUGAGCAAGAAGGAGAGGAGGAAAAGAAAGGAGGCCGAACGGAAGGCUGCCGAGACAGAGAAGCAGCCCACACCUGCAGAGGCUGCAGCUUCUACGCAAUCUAAGGCCGCUGCCGUCGAGACCGCCGAUGAACUUCCCGAGAUCGAUGAGACCACUGUUGCGAGCUUCACCGCAGACCAGCGAGAGCGGUACGCCGCCAAGCUGAAGGACGUGGGUAACCAGGCCUACGGUAGCAAGGACUACAACAAGGCCAUCGAACUUUACUCGAAGGCGAUUCUAUGCAAAGCCAACCCCAUCUUUUACUCUAACCGUGCCGCCUGCUACAAUGCCCUGGGCAACUGGGACAAGGUUGUCGAAGACACGACCGCCGCCAUCAACCUCGACCCCGAAUACGUCAAGGCCUUGAACCGCCGAGCCAAUGCCUACGAGCACCUCAAAAUGUAUGGCGAGGCCCUGCUCGACUUCACAGCCUCCUGUAUCAUCGACAGCUUCAAAAACGAGAGCAGCGCACAGGCUGUCGAACGUCUGCUCAAGAAGUUUGCCGAGCAGAAGGCCCAGGAGAUGAUGGCCGAUCGUCCAAGCAAGCUGCCCAGCCACACGUUUGUCGGCAACUAUCUCCAGAGCUUCCGCGUCAAGCCUCGCCCGGCCGGUCUGGAGGACUCUGCUAUUCUGUCCGAGGACACGGGCAAGGGUCAGUUGCAGCUCGGCUUGAGGGCCUUGGAGAAGAAGACUGGCGAUGGCUACGAGGAGGCGAGAGCCGCCUUCGAGAAGGCCCUGGAACUGGGCGAACUCGGCGAGUUUGAGGCUCUGGCCUACAACCUCCGCGGCACAUUCAGUUGCCUGCUCGGAAAGCACGACGACGCCAUGGCUGACCUGUCCAAGAGCAUUGAGUUGGACCCCUCGAUGACCCAGAGCUACAUCAAGCGCGCUAGCAUGAACCUCGAGCUCGGCGCCCCCGAGAAGGCUGCCGAGGACUUUGAGAAGGCCAUGGAGCACAACAGCGAGGAUCCCGAUAUUUACUACCACCGCGCCCAGCUGCACUUCAUUAAGGGCGAGUUCUCGGACGCCGCUAAGGACUACCAGAAGUCGAUUGAUUUGGAUCGCGACUUCAUCUUUUCCCACAUCCAGCUUGGUGUCACCCAGUACAAGAUGGGUUCUAUUGCAUCGUCCAUGUCGACCUUCCGUCGCUGCAUCAAGAACUUCAAGGAAGUCCCCGAUGUCUACAACUAUUACGGUGAGUUGCUCCUCGACCAGGGCAACUUCCAGGAGGCCAUCGAGAAGUUCGACAGUGCCAUCGACAUGGAGUCCAAGACGAAGCCCAUGGCCAUGAACGUUCUUCCUCUUAUCAACAAGGCCCUCACCCUCUUCCAGUGGAAGCAGGACUUCGGCGAGGCCGAGAAGCUGUGCCAAAAGGCGCUCAUCAUCGAUCCCGAAUGCGACAUUGCUGUUGCGACCAUGGCCCAGCUCCUGUUGCAGCAGGGCAAAGUCACUGAGGCGCUCAAGUACUUUGAGCGUGCCGCAGAGCUCGCCCGCACCGAGGGCGAAAUCGUCAACGCUCUGUCCUACGCCGAGGCGACGCGCACGCAGCUUCAGGUACAGGAGAAGUAUCCGAAGCUUGCGGCCAAGCUCCAGGGCAUCGGCCCAGGUGGCAUGCCCCGGUAAAUGACCUAUCAAGGUAACAAGCAGCAUGUAAAACUCACCCACUGGUGUCGUGUAAGAAGAGCGAAGCACAGCUCCCAAGUACAUGGGGGAGCGGGUAGCCUGGACGAUUGGUGUCCCGGUUGGUAAUAGGGGAAAAUAUCAGAGCGGGCAAGUCGCCCGUUCGUUGUGACGUGUGUUUUUUGUUGGCUGGGCGAAGGGGGCUUUGGGAUAGGAAGGAGAGUGAAGUCCAGGGCUACAAACGGCAAGGAGGCAUGGGACGAACCCUUUACGUUGUACAUACACCGACUUCCCUCACUUUACGUACAUUGGUGAGAGCAUUGUAGAACUAGUCUAUUGUCAUUUGUAACCAUUUCCACCCCUCUAUUUCUCUUAUCUUU